Molecule: messenger RNA, 4587 nt
Organism: Anas platyrhynchos (mallard)
Lineage: Eukaryota; Metazoa; Chordata; Aves; Anseriformes; Anatidae
Gene: GPR149
Product: G protein-coupled receptor 149
Biological process (GO): neuropeptide signaling pathway
Cellular component (GO): plasma membrane; neuron projection
Molecular function (GO): G protein-coupled receptor activity; neuropeptide binding
Source: RefSeq, a predicted model, not a curated record
CAGUGUCAGCAUCGGAGGUGUGGCUUGGCGGGGACACUGUCUCAGCCUUCUGAUCAGCCAAGAGGCAGCUCGGGGUGGGAAGAUACUCACUCCCCUCUUCCCUGCUAUCCUGCUUGCAUCUGACUCCUCCCUCCUGCAGCUCCGACCAGCGCAGGGUGAAUCCAACAGCCUCCCAUUUCCACUAUGUUCUCCCCGAGCCACUAGAGCUUGAAGAUACCUGGCACUGCCUUCGUUGCAGCUGGACUCGUGAGUAAGGCACGUUGCCUGAUAUCUGUCAGAAGUGAACGGCUUGUUAUUACCUGAGGAGACUAAAUUAGCCAUCUUCCAGUACUGAAAGGGUUAUGAAGAAUUGCAUUUUUUCCAGCACCUUUGGUACUUCACCGUUGCCUGAUUUUUCAAGAGCAUGUGUUGUUCUGGUUAUCGGGGACGCUUAGACCUGGAUGUUUCUUCAUCGGAUGCCACAAAAGAUAAAGGAAAACAAAGAAACUUGUGAUGUGGAGCUAACAGUUAUGGUUUCAGCUCGUGAAAACUUGCAGAGUCAGUGAGAAGGCGAGGAAAAAGAUUUUCCAAGGACAAUGUCGGUAACGCCUAGUAAUUUGUCACUCAAUGGGACAAGCUUCUUUGCUGAAAAUCAUAGCAUUAUGGAUAAACCUGGUGAACAGAGAACUUUGAAUGUCUUUCUAUUCUGCUUGACUUUUGUCAUUGCAUUCACGGUGCUUCUGGGCAGCAUUUAUUCUCUAGUUUCUCUGCUGAAAAUGCAGAAUAAAACCACAAUUUCAAUGAUUGUGACCUCUUUGUCAAUAGACGAUUUGAUCAGCAUCGUGCCAGUGAUUAUUUUCAUGCUCACCCAGUGGUCAAGUGACAUCCUUCCCCAGCCUCUGUGCACCACCUCAGCACUUAUAUAUUUAUUCCAGGGCAUUUCUAGCAAUCUCAAAGGGUCUCUUAUAGUUUCUUACAACUUCUACAGCAUCAAUAAAACUGAGACAAUCAGCUGCGGCACUUCCAAACGGCGAGUGAGCAUGGUGUGGGCAAUUCUCAGCAUUUGGAUUGUCAGUUUGCUGAUCUGCAUUUUGCCUCUCUGUGGUUGGGGCAAGUAUGUCCCCACCUCCUGGGGCUGCUUCACUGACUGUGCCAGCUCCUACAUCUUGUUCUUAUUUAUUGUCUACUCACUGUGCUUUUGCCUCCUCACAGUGCUGUCUGUCCCUCUGACUUACCAGCUGUUGUGCUCAGACGAGCAACAGCUGUUGCACAUCGAUUACCAGGAAAUCUCUCGAGGCUACAUCACCCCUGGGACACCCGCGGGCUGCAGUACUGCCACCCCAUCGCUGUCACCGGUGGACCCCGUGGAUAAAACCCUGAAGCAUUUCCAAAAUACAUGUCCCAGCUCGGAGGCAGUUUUGAGGAAAGGUGUGGCUGAGAGCAGCGGCCUCGAGCCCCGCUGUGGGAGCAGUGCCCAGAGCAGGAGCUUCACAGUGGGCUUCGCCCAGAAGCGAUUCUCACUGAUUCUCGCAUUGACAAAAGUCAUUCUCUGGCUUCCAAUGAUGAUACAAAUGGUUGUCCAGCACAUCACUGGCUUUCAAAGCCUUUCAUUUGAGACUCUUAGCUUCCUGCUGACUUUGCUGGCUGCCACCGUCACCCCAGUAUUUGUCCUGUCAGAACACUGGAUCCAUCUCCCCUGUGGCUGCAUCAUAAACUGCAGAAGGAAUUCGUAUGCUUUGUCUUCAGAAGAAUUCAAAACCAGGCGCAGGGGUUUCGAAUUCAACCUCUCAUUCCAGCAAGGCUACGGAAUCUACCGGAUAUCCCCCGAAAACCACCACCCCGACGGCGACGGCAAAUCCGCCUCCUGCCCCAGCCUGGGUAGCCAAGGGAGCGCGCCCGGCGCCCCGCAGCCGCCUUUCAGCACCGCGGCUCCGGACAGCUCCCGAGCGCCCGGCCCGGCCCGGCGCCUGCCGCAGGCGGAGGGGGCAGGCACCGAGCCCCCGGGCUGGGAGUGGUGCCGGAGCAGGUCGGAGAGGGCCCCUCGGCAGCGAUCGGGUGGGGCCUUAGCUAUUCCCCUGUGUGCAUUUCAAGGAACCGUGUCUCUUCAAGCACCCACGGGAAAAACUCUCUCUUUAUCUACGUAUGAAGUAAGCACUGAAGGACAAAAAAUAACACCCACGUCAAAGAAAAUUGAAGUUUAUCGAUCUAAAAGUGUUGGUCACGAGCCAAACCCAGAGGAGUCUCCUAAUACAUUUGCUGACACAAGUGUUAAAAUUCAUUUAGAAGUUCUUGAAAUCUGUGACAAUGAAGAGGCCCUGGAUACUGUGUCCAUCAUCAGCAACAUCAGCCAGUCGUCCACACAGGUGAGGUCUCCAUCCUUACGUUAUUCACGGAAAGAAAACAGAUUCGUCUCAUGUGAUUUAGGGGAAACUGCUUCCUAUUCGCUCUUCAUACCAUCAAACAAUCCUGACAGCGAUAUUAACAUAACGAUUCCAGACACGGUUGAAGCUCAUCGGCAGAACAGUAAAAAGCAACAUAUGGAAAGAGGUGGUUAUCAGGAGGAAAUACAAAUGUUGAACAAAGCAUACAGAAAACGGGAAGAAGAUGACAACAACAAUUAAAUGACUUUUAACCUAAACAUUUAAACUGAUUUGACAGAUGUUGCUCCUCUUGACUCAAGCUACCCUAGCAAAUACAAUGCCAACUGUUUUUUCCUUGCACAUAAAUUAAUUUCAUUUGGGUAGAUUCUUAAAUAGUUUGAAACAUUUAAAAUAUACAAAUAGCAAAGCAAAUACUUAAGUGCUUUACAGCUUUGCAUAGUGAAUUUCAAGUUAUUUAUAUAUCUAUUUAUUUGAGGAACACUUCUCUCUAAAAGAAAUCCUAAGUAAAGUCUUAAAAACCAGCCUUGGUCGCUUGGCACUGGGUGGUCUGUCUGUGGGAACCAGCAGAAAAUGAGGGAACAACUUCAUACGGGUGAAGUGUUAACAGGUUUGGAUGACUGUUGCAAUGCUGCUCAUACUGACGUACCAGACUUGAAUCAUUUACCUGAAAAUAUGUAGCACAAGCCUAAGACUAACUCAUUUAUUUGCCUAAGCAAAGGACUAAAAGUUAUCUAGAUGGCUUAAUUUUCUAUCGCUCUGUACAUGAUUCAUAUGUAAUACCUAUGUAGGUGGCCAGUGUAUGGACCUUUGGAUACAAGUGGCUGAAAUGUAAGCGUGCACAUUUUUUAAGUCCAAAAUUGUGAAACUCAAGUGUUCUCAUGGCUUGACAUUUCUGUUGGCAAGUGCAUCAAAUGUUCAUUAAUUUUCUGUCAGUUACUCUAAAGUGUGCCCUUUUCUGCCUCCAUGAUCUCUUAACGAGUUAAGAAGUUUCUCAACCUUGCAGAUAUUUGCUCUCCAUCCAGAUAAGGCAGCAUUUGAAGUGUUUGAAGAGCUGUAACAUCAACAUUAAUUUCAGUAAUUUUUCAUGGUUAAAGACUAGAGCCAUCCCUAAGCAAGGAAUAGAUUUGCAAUGUUGUUUUCUUCCUCAGCUAGUAAUCUCAGCAACACAGCCGUGAGAGCGGGCGCAGCUUGCUGAUAGCUGCAGAAGUCCCUGUGGCUUGCAAGGAACACUCGCCCCUUUUCUGCCCCUAUAUAUUCUGUCUGUCAGCAGUCCUGCCAUCAGACCUCUCCGGGUGGACCCUCAUGCUUUAGGGCUGAGUCAGGAGCUGGGGGUUACAACUGGUCUGUGGCUCCUUAGGAGAGGGGGACAAAGCUAUUCAAGGAGGACAAACUUAGAGACCUGGGAGAUAAUGACCUCGAGAGUCAAACAUUACAUAGAUCAGGAUCUUGCCCUGUAGCACCCUCUGGAGGAGCCUGUUCCUCUGCUGGCUUAUGGGGAACCUAGAAAUAAGCCUGAAAUCAACCUAAAACCCGUGAAUACUCUGUUUUGUGUCAAAUUUAGAGAAGCCAAGGCUGAAACAGUGAAUGGAGUCCUUAAGGUUUACAUGAAAUACACUGCAAGGCUUGAAAUGCUAGUGCUUUUUGACCGGGAACUCCUUUUUUCUGAGGGUUUGUCAUCAUUGCUGCCGCGAUCGAGAUGGAUCACUGUGCAAGCUGUGCUUUUCAUGUGCCGCCUUUCCAAGGUGGAAACAAGGGUUCUUGUAAGAUUGCCUCAAGACUCUCAGUACCACUAAGAUGCUGUGUUAUAUUUCAGAUUUAACAAGAAACUACAGUAGAAGGAACAAACAAUAAGUCUAUUGAAUAAAUUACAUCCAUAGGCAUAGAGCAGAGGGACCGAAUAUAUUGCUUUGCUUUGUGUUUGUAGCAGGAACACAGAAAGUUGCCUUAUAGCAACAGACAUGCUCGCUCCAGAAAAAAGGUAGCAAGGUUGUGAUAGAGGAUGCGGCCCAUCACACCUUCUGUUUGGUCAGAUGGAUGCAUUUAGAAGGGGUUAGGAUUAGGAGGCAUAACUGCAUAACUGUGACCCUGAGCUUGACCUAAUUGUAGAAUGUUGUCUUGCUGCUGUAAUGAAAAGGAACUUUUCUUUAAUGAAUCUGUAAAUUUGAUCAUGUACAAAUGUCUGAUUGUUUUAUAUUUUACUUUAAUCUAACAUCAUUAAACAUUUUAA